UUCACGAACCACGGUUGUGGUUAAUUUGUUAAAAAAUAAUUCUCCAAGAGAAUUCGGUUAUUGUGAACUUCUUGAACACAUAACCGAAUUACAAAAUUUCACCCAUUACCUGAAGGUUGUUCAUAUCAACUGAAAAAGACAGUUGUAAGUUGGUUGUACUGAAAGCAAAUCUAAAAAAAAAAUCAGGAAAAACAAGCACAUCAUUGAAGCAUAUAUAACCUUCAACAAUGAGCAUAUCAUUUAUCCGGUUUAUAUAAGAACUUGUACAGCGAAUAUUUAUUUUUCUACAUUUCCGAAGCCACAACUGAGUCAACACAGAGGACCACGUUACAAUCCCUUUCUACUGAAAUGGAUACCACGACAGACGUAAUUUCAUUACAGACAACACAGAAAACAACGGUACCAUCCACUUCUACUGAAAUGGACACUACGAUAGAAAUGACAUCGACACAGACAACCGAGCGUCCAUUCACUUCUGCUGACAUUGAAACUUCGACAGAAAUGACAUCAACACAGAAAACUACGCUUCCACCUUCUUCUACUAAAAUCGAAACUACGACAGAAAUGGUAUCAACGACAACAACACACGAAACAAUACUGCCAUCUACGUCUACUGAAAUGGACACCGCGAUAGAAAUAACAUCAAAGGAGACAACACAAACAACAGCCGUCCUUUCUACUGCUACUGAUUUGGAAACAACACUACAAACAACAAUUCCAUCCACUUCUAAAGAUACGGAAACCACUACGGAGUUGAAAGUUACAACUACAGAUGUGAAAGACUUAACAACAUUGGAAAUUCAUUCGACAGAUACAGAAAACAUAAAGCAAUACAGUGGACCUAUAAUAUUAGCAGUAUCUGCAUGUUUUGGUUGUUUGAUUGUUAUAAUUGCUUUUGUGUAUCUCAAAGGACGUUCGAUGAAUAAUACAGAACAAAUGACAAACAAUAAAGAACAAGAAUCAUAUGACUUUACCGCGGAAACAUGCUAUAUAUAUAAAGGCAAACAAUUCGGAUUUCAGAAGAUUGCAAUUCAGCAUUGGGACAAUCAUUAAGAUAAAUCAUGAAUUAGCUAAAUUUGUUACUAUAUUUACAAUACGAAUAAUCUGAAAAUGUGUUCACUUUUCAUUUGUAAACGUUGCUUUAGAUUUGAAAAAAGACAAUUAUAUUCAAAACGGCAACAUUUUCUUAAUGAAGUCUUUGUCAAACAUGUCAACAUGGUCAAGGGUAGUAUGAAUGGAUUUAUAUAAUAAAGUUAAAAUGUAAAUCAAAAAACUCCAAGGUAAAUUUAAUAAAGGGAAGUCCAUAAAAACUGACAAAAUUAAACUUUAUCAUCCAAAGGAACGAGUGAACCUAAACAGACAAAAUAGGUUAAUGUAAAAAUGAUUGGGAUCUAGCAGCCCAAACUGGUUUAACAUACAUCACAAACAUACAAGUACCUUAUUGGUGCACGCACCAAAUAUUCGGGCUGAAAAAAAAAUUGAUUUAAGACAGAGUAUAGAAAAGAUAAAAUGUGUUUGAAGAUCAUGAAUGCCACCUUUACAACCAUUAGGAUAAAAGUUGGUCAAGGAAAAAUUAGGUUUGCAUUUAGUGAAUUUGUUCCAUUAAAAGAGGUGCUUAAUUCAGAAACAAUAAAUGAUCAACUACCCACAUUUGACCUCUAUCUGUGUGCUAUAGUCCUAAACAUUGUGACAUUGUUUACCGCUUCGUGACUAUGAACUAGACACUUAAAUAUCAAAAUAACGACGGUUUUUUAAUGUUUUCCCACCUGUAUUCAUUAUAUUAUUAUGUACAGUGAUGUAUUUUUUGCUGUAAUUCAUGUUUUAAUAUUAUUUCUAUAUAUUAUAUGAAAUGUAGGUUGACGUGUUUAAUUUAGGAUUGGAUAUUGUCGAACUCUGCAAGAUUCACUUUCAUAUUAAGUCACAUGAAACUAGGUUACAUAGAAUUUGACAAAAUAAACUUGGACAUAAAACUUAACCAGGUCCAGCGAAACACGAAAGGAAAGACAAAGCAACCUAUUUAUAUGGUUGGAUGCUUUCCGACUUCUUAAGAUGCUAAUUUCACACAAAUUACAUGAUUUUAGGCAACAAAGUAUUUGAUAUAUAAACUUGACGAACAUUUGAACAGACUUUAAUCUUAACCAAACAUUUAUCGACCAUGAGGUUUGGAUCAUGUUAAUUGGUACUUGAUCCACCUACAUACUAAAUACCAUGGAGUUAUCUGUUUCUGCGAACUUACUUUGACCAUGA
Mytilus californianus (California mussel) is the source of this 2247-nucleotide messenger RNA. Its product is annotated as hepatitis A virus cellular receptor 1-like. NCBI's taxonomy places the organism in Eukaryota, Metazoa, Mollusca, Bivalvia, Mytilida, Mytilidae. The coding region runs from base 349 to 1053 and encodes 234 amino acids. The record is from RefSeq and is a predicted model, not a curated record. The transcript is spliced from 3 exons.